This is a messenger RNA of Oreochromis aureus, 5565 nucleotides long. It is a transcript of the gene pdgfrb, whose product is annotated as platelet-derived growth factor receptor, beta polypeptide. Gene Ontology annotation, biological process: angiogenesis; cell chemotaxis; multicellular organism development. The transcript has 23 exons. Bases 642 to 3956 code for a protein of 1104 amino acids. Gene Ontology annotation, molecular function: ATP binding; platelet-derived growth factor binding; platelet-derived growth factor beta-receptor activity. Gene Ontology annotation, cellular component: signaling receptor complex. The record is from RefSeq and is a predicted model, not a curated record. NCBI's taxonomy places the organism in Eukaryota, Metazoa, Chordata, Actinopteri, Cichliformes, Cichlidae.
GAUUGCCGUUGCCAAUAGAGACUGUCUCAGUUCACCUCCACUCCAUUCAUAAACAAAUCGCUCCGGCUCAGACCUCUGAGCCUCUACCUUAGAACAACAAGCAGAACUGGAUUUGUAUUUUGAAGUUUCGUCACUCUGUUAGAAACUUCUUGCUUUCUGCUUCAGCUCUGUUUCACUGCUCCCUCCCUCCUCUCCCUCGUCCUGCUCUCUCUCAGCUUCAGCAGGGGUGGACACUGACGCUCUGCUUAGUGUGGAUCUGUCAGGGGUGGAGUGUGCACAGUUUGUGUGUGCGUGUGUGUGCAUGUUUCUGUGGGGAACGUUUUUUUUCUUAGAACACUCUUUCUGAGUGUGAGAGUGGAGAGAGAGAGAGAGAGACACUCGUGGUGAUGUGAUUUGACUAAACAAACAGCCAGGCUCACUGCAGUACCUCCUCCAACGGACUCCUGGGACAGCAGAGAUUAACCUCAGAGUGAACAUCAGAGGGAUCUAUACAUUUGAAGCAGCAGCCCCUGUAGAGACAUCUCACUGGAAGUCUCUCCAAUUUCCUUCUGCUGGCCGACAACCUUCUUGGUCAAAGAGGAAAGAUUCUUCUGCGCUUCUGGGGUUCGUCUGAAGAACGACGUGACUUGAAGGCCUCCGUGAUGAGGAAGGUGACAGCAUCCCCGCUCCACCUGACAGUCACAUUUACAGCUCUGCUGUGUUUCUGCACUGAGCUGCGCUGCCUGGAGAUCACGCCCGGCGACAAAGAGUUUGUUCUGGCCAAGGGCUCCUCUCUUACCCUUACCUGCAGCGGCUCAGGGGAGACCACGUGGAAGUUUAAGAUGGACGACGUGCCGUACUUUCAGCUGGAACCAUCUAAACCGGGUCACCGGAGCUACGAGAUCGUGCAAAGCGGAGCCACAUCCAGCGUUCUGACAUUGUUCAAUGUGAGCUGGAAGCACACAGGCGUGUAUCAGUGCGUUGAUCAGCGCACUCGAGACACAGAGGAGGUGGCUGUGUUUGUCCCAGAUCCUGACGUGUGGUUCAUAGAGAGCUCUCACGGCAUGGUAACAAAGACCAGUGAAGAAAGCACCAUCCCCUGUGUGGUCACCAAUCCAAAAAUCACUGUCACCUUGCACGAGAGGGACACUGACAUACCCGUAAGUGGGGUGUAUGUUCCUAGUGAGGGCUACAAGGCGCCGGUGGAGGACAGGAAUUACGUGUGUCGGGGAGAGCUGAACGGGGAAGAGAGAGAGUCUCAGGACUUCUAUGUCAUCAGCAUUGUGGUCCCAGAGGCCAUUGACGCCUACAUCAAUGCUUCGAAGACGGUCCUGAAGCAGGGUGAACCACUGACAGUAAACUGCACAGUGCACGGAGUGGAGUUGGUGAAUUUUUCUUGGGAUAUUCCCAACAGAGGGCUUGACUUCUACGAGCCACUGACUGAUGUCCUGUCCCCCACGAGCAUGCGCUCCUGCCUCAUCUUCUCCCAGGCCACGGUGGACCACAGUGGAAAAUAUGUCUGCCACGUCCAUGAGGGUAUACAAGACCAGAGCGCCUCUGCCAGCGUCAACAUCACUGUGCUUGAAAACGGCUUUGUGGACAUCAAACCUCCUCAGCAACGAAACAUUUCAGUCAAGCUACAAGAGAACGUGGAGCUGAGAGUGGCGAUGGAGGCGUACCCUCCCCCACAGGUUUACUGGACCAAGGAUGGCGCCACCAUCCAGGGAGACAAAAUCAUCACCACAAGACAAGAGCAUGAAAUAAGUUAUGUCAGUGUCCUCACCUUGGUGAGGGUGAGGACAGACCAGAAGGGCCUCUACACUGUCCUUGUUACCAACGGAGAUGACACAAAGGAAAUGACCUUUGACCUGGAGGUCCAAGUUCCCGCUCAGAUUAAAGACCUGACUGACCACAGUCUCAAAGGGAAAAGACACUUGGUGACCUGUGUUGCUGAAGGGGUCCCAGCCCCAACCAUACAGUGGUACAGCUGUGGCAGCAUGCUCAAGUGUAGCAACCAGACAGAGGUGUGGAAGCCGCUGACACCAGAGCCAGAGGUGCUGAGCAUCCAUACGAACGUGAGCUACAAUGAGACAAGAAAGGUCAGUCAGGUGCGCAGCCAGCUGACCUUCCAGACACCUCAGCAGGUCACAGUUCGGUGUGAGACCAGCAACCAAGAGGGGCUCAUCAGCAGGCGGGACAUCAAACUGGUAUUCAGCUCCCUUUUCUCCCAGGUGGCAGUGUUGGCUGCUGUUUUAGCCUUAGUGGUCAUUGUUAUCAUGUCUUUCAUCAUCCUCGUUGCAAUCUGGAGGAAGAAACCUCGCUAUGAGAUCAGAUGGAAGGUGAUAGAAUCUGUCAGCCAGGAUGGACAUGAGUAUAUCUACGUGGAUCCCAUCCACCUGCCCUAUGACCUGGCCUGGGAAAUGCGUCGUGACCACCUAGUGCUGGGUCGCACUCUUGGAUCAGGAGCGUUUGGCAGGGUGGUCGAGGCAACUGCAUAUGGUCUCACAGAUUCGCAGUCCAGCACAAAGGUGGCAGUGAAAAUGCUGAAAUCUACAGCGAGAAGGAGCGAAACUCAGGCCCUGAUGUCAGAGUUAAAGAUCAUGAGUCACCUGGGUCCUCACCUCAACAUCGUGAACUUGCUAGGGGCUUGUACCAAACAUGGCCCUCUGUACCUGGUGACUGAGUACUGUCGCUAUGGCGACCUGGUGGAUUACCUGCACAGGAACAAGCACACGUUCCUGCAGUACUAUGCUGAGAAAAACCAGGACUACAGCUGUCUCAUCUCCAGAGGAAGCACCCCUCUCAGCCAGAGGAAAGGCUAUGUGUCUUUCGGAAGUGAGAGUGAUGGAGGAUACAUGGACAUGAGCAAAGAUGAGCCCUCAGUCUACGUUCCCAUGCAAGAGCAGAUAGAUUCCAUCAAAUAUGCAGAUAUCCAGCCUUCUCCGUACGAGUCUCUCUACCAACACGGCUUCUACCAGGAACAAGGAGGCAACAGUUUAGACCUGGUGAUCAGCGACUCUCCCAGUCUCACCUACGAAGAUCUUUUAGGAUUCAGCUACCAAGUGGCAAAGGGGAUGGAGUUCCUCGCCUCUAAGAACUGCGUCCAUCGUGACCUGGCUGCCAGGAACGUCCUGAUCUGUGAGGGCAAGCUGGUGAAGAUUUGUGACUUCGGCCUGGCCAGAGACAUCAUGCAUGACUCCAACUACAUCUCCAAAGGCAGCACUUUCCUUCCCUUGAAGUGGAUGGCACCUGAAAGCAUUUUCCAUAAUUUGUAUACCACCCUAAGCGAUGUGUGGUCAUAUGGCAUUCUUCUUUGGGAGAUUUUCACACUGGGAGGGACCCCCUACCCUGAUUUGCCCAUGAAUGAAUUAUUCUACAGUGCUUUGAAGGGAGGCUACCGAAUGGCCAAACCCACCCAUGCCUCCGAUGAAGUUUAUGAGAUUAUGAAGAAAUGCUGGGAUGAAAAGUUUGAGAAAAGGCCCGAGUUCUCAUUUCUGGUCCACAGCGUGGGGAAUAUGCUGACAGACAGUUAUAAAAAGAAAUACAACCAAGUCAAUGAAAACUUCAUGAAGAGUGACCACCCGGCAGUCGCCCGCACCAAACCUCGGCUGACCUCACCCUUUCCAGUCGCCAACCCAGCAUUUGGCACCCCAUCUCCUGUCACACUCCAAUCUCCACUGGAUGCCUACAACCAAAACUCAAGGCCUAGACAAGACUUCAGACAAGAGGCACAGGAAGUCAUACCGUCAUACAACGAGUACAUCAUUCCCAUUCCGGACCCCAAGCCAGAAGACGCUUUCACUGACAUGCCGUCGGAAAGUCCUGGAAGCUCUGUGGGUCUGGGGGCGGAGACCGACUCCAUGUCUCAGGACACUGCUGACACCCUUCCAGAGGAGGACCGGCUGGAAGAGACCAGCGAGAGAGACGCUCUGUUGGGCUCCUCCGGGACACCCGAGGUAGAAGACAGCUUCCUGUAGCCAGAUGUAGGAGCCCCGAGGAAACAGAUUUCCUUUCUGGGGCUGAAAAGGAACGUGAAUAAACUAAAAUGUAGCAAAGUAGAGACUGAGAUGGAAAUCUCUGUAUUUUCACUAGGCACACAGAAAGUUUCUUCUUUUUUUUAACUACAAGCAGUUAACUACAAAAUUAUCUUCUGUCAUUCGAUUGUAUUAGGAAACUUGCCACAAAUUAAUGCGGUACCCUCCUCACAAUUUACACUUAGUUUACAAGGUGUAGUGAGGUUUAUGAGGCCUUAAUAAAUAAGUGCUUUAUCUUUUAGAUAACUAAUCAACAACUGUUCCCCAUAUUCACUGUUCACAAGUAGGCUGCAUUUCCUUUUUUUAAAAAGUACGAAAUCAUUGACACAACAUUGUGAGAAAACCUCAAAUCCAUUUUUCUGUGUAGAUUUCAUCCACGUCACAACAGGCUUAAUUGGCUGAUUAAAGGCAACUAGACUUCGAUUUAGGUUUCUGAAGACAUUUCACCUCUGUCUGAAAGGUUCCUUAGAGGUAGUCGUAAGAGUUGCUCACCCACUCUGUUAUCACGUGAGUUCUUAGGAUCACCAGACCCAAGCCAUGGGUCAAAGUGUGAGUUUCACCCAUGUGUCCCUAAUGACUCACAUGAUGAGGACCACCAACAGGUGACAACCAAACUAAAGGUUAAAGACCUGCUAGUCCACAUCAGUUUUUUUCAGGCUUUUCAGGUAAGAGGUUAAACAUCCUCAAGAACCUGAAAAGAAGUUAAUUUGUCUUUAAUUGACAGGUUACAGAACAUUUUGUCCUAAAGCAUGAUCAGAUAUGAAAUGGUGAUAUUUAAAUGAAACCUUUACCUUCCUUCUUUUUCCUUACCUUGGGUACAGUCAAGAGAACUAAUCGUAGUAAAUACAAACAGGUUCCACAUGCACUGUUUUAAUGUGAGAUAUACUUUAUUUUUUAGUUUUAUAUGCCACAGCGUCAGUGUUUUUAUUUGUGUAUUUUGAAUAUUAUCUUGUAUGUGUAUGAAAACUUUUGGGAGUUUUUUUUGUUCUGUAUGCUUAACUCGUAGUUCUGUGCCAGAUUUGCACUUUAUGUAGAAAAUGUGGAUAUUCAUAACAAAAAAAUCAUUUCAAUUAUGUGAAAGUUACAUCGCAGCAACUGGGGAUCUAAUGUUAGAGUGAUUAUGAUAUGCAGUUUCUGUGACUCUCAAGUGAAAACAAUAAAUACAGCAUAUCACUGCCAUAGCACAAGAUGGCACAGAUGAGUGCCUUUGUAUAGACUGAUUGUUGUCUCGGGCUGUUGUUGCUUGCAUAUGAAGGGCUGCUGCUCAAAAAAUAGAUAGCCAUACAGUAUGUACACAUGAAAAAAUCUAAAAAAAAAUACCUGUAGUCUUCUGUUGCUUUGGAUAACACUGACUGUGUUUCAACGUAAUUCACCACUUAAAGGAAGAACACGUCUUUAUUUCCUGUAGCCUUUCUUACUCUAUGUAAAAUGCACAAGAUCACUGUUAUCACAAGCUAUGGUACCAAAGCUCUUCUUAACGUUUACAAAUGUAUUUUUUAUAUGUGUCAUUUUCUAUGUUGUAAAUGUGACAAUAAAGUGUAUUAUCGUAGUA